Messenger RNA from Microthlaspi erraticum, 279 nucleotides. Lineage: Eukaryota; Viridiplantae; Streptophyta; Magnoliopsida; Brassicales; Brassicaceae. The record is from the annotation of a GenBank genome assembly.
AUGAGGGAGAUGGAGAGAGAGGAAAGGCUGUGUUUCGGGAAGAUAUUAGGCGGAGAUCCCACCGGCUCCGGCACCGGUAAAUUCCCACGGCCUCCUCUGAUUAUGUCUUUGGGUCAGUUCUUUUUCACUUUGGAUAAGUGUGAUUGGCUUGAUAAGAAGCACACUAUCUUCGGAAAGGUAACGGGUGAUUCAAUCUUCAAUGUUCUAAGACUAGGAGAGGUUGAUACGGCUAUGGACGAUCGUCCCCUCGAUCCUGCCCCCAAAAAUAUUAUCUGUUGA